Molecule: messenger RNA, 654 nt
Organism: Onychostruthus taczanowskii (white-rumped snowfinch)
Lineage: Eukaryota; Metazoa; Chordata; Aves; Passeriformes; Passeridae
Gene: CDKN3
Product: cyclin dependent kinase inhibitor 3
Exons: 7
Coding region: 1-654 (217 amino acids)
Biological process (GO): protein dephosphorylation
Cellular component (GO): nucleus
Molecular function (GO): protein tyrosine phosphatase activity
Source: RefSeq, a predicted model, not a curated record
AUGAGCCCCCCGCUCUCCCCGCAGCCCGCUGCGGCGCCAGCCGACGGCUUCGCCUCCUCAGACGAUGAGGCCGCCGAAGAGGACCCGAGCCCGCUCCACAUCUCCUGGUUGUCUUUGUCUCCUCUCUACUCUUCAGAGUUCCUGGGAUUAUGUUCCCUUCCAGGUUGCAGGUUUAAGGAUAUCAGAAGAAAUCUUCAGAAAGAUAUAGGAGAACUGAAGAGCUGUGGGAUCCAGGAUGUCUUUGUGCUUUGCACCAGAGGAGAGCUCUCAAAAUACCGAGUACCAAACCUGAUGGACACCUACCAACAGCACGGGAUUUGUGUGCACCACCACCCCAUUCCUGAUGGGAAUGCUCCUGACAUUGCCACCUGCUGCAAGAUCCUGGAAGAGCUCAGAACCUGCCUGGAAAAUAAGCAGAAAACAAUGAUACACUGUUAUGGUGGCCUUGGACGCUCAUGUCUUGUGGCUGCAUGUCUCCUGCUCCAGCUUUCGGACACCCUAGCACCUCAGCAGGUGAUAGAGAGCCUCAGGAACCUGAGAGGAUCAGGGGCCAUCCAGACUAUCAAGCAGUACAACUUCCUCCAUGACUUCCGGGAGAACCUGGCUGCACACCUGGCAACAAAGGAGCCGGUGCUGAGAUCGGCAUCGCGGUAG